CGUCAUCGUCACGCGCCGCAAGAGAAAACGUGUGAAGAGAGAGAGGAGAAUCCACGUGAGAUCUUGAGAGCAUGGCAACGGUUCAGGAGCCGGAGGUCCAACUGGCCCAGAGGUUAGCCUCCAAUGAGAAGGCCGUCCGGAUCAAGGCGAUGAAGAAACUACGGAAAUACAUCAGCGCCCGCUCACUGAGAGCCUCAGGCGGAUUCACAGGAGAUGAACUCCUCAAGUUGUGGAAGGGCCUCUUCUACUGCCUGUGGAUGCAGGACAAAGCUCUGCUACAGGAGGAACUGUCCAACCAGAUCUCCACCCUCAUCCACAACUUCCAUGAUCUGGAUAAACAGCUCAUGUACCUGGAAAGCUUCUUGCAGACCAUGAAACGAGAGUGGACUGGGAUCGACCGGCUGCGGAUGGACAAGUUCUACCAGCUGGUUCGUUUUGUGUUCCGACAAUCGUUUGACGUCCUGAGGAGGAGAAACUGGGAAAGCAGUGCGGUUGGGAAGUUUUUGGAGCUGCUGAAGUGUCAUCUCCUUCAAAAUGACAGUGAGACGCCCUCUGGAUUGCUGUUACACAUCUUGGACCUUUACAUGACGGAACUAGCAGCUGUUGGUGCUGGAGAGCUCACUGCUGAUCAGAACCUGAUUUUUAUAGAACCGUUCUGCAGGAAAGCAGCCAAAACCAAGAACCAUGCGCUUUUCAGCACAAUUUGCAAAAGCCUAUUCAGCAACAUCAUUGAACAGGCUCCUUUUGCUGUGGGUGAUCUUAUGAAGGAGGUGAAAACAGCACAGGAGUCUGAUUCAGGGCAGGAAUCUGAGGAAGAUGAUGAACAGCAGGAAGAUGAGAGGAGAAAUGCAGUCGGUAAGAGCAGAGAGGGGAGGCUGAUAAAAGGGAGUCAUUUAAAAACAGAAGAAGAAAGUGACGAGGAGCUGCUUCACUUGGGGGACUCUGACGCUGAGCUGUCAGAUGAAGACUUUGGACCGGUUCUGCAGUUCGACUAUGCUGCUCUGGCAGACAAGUUGUUUGAGCUGGCGAGUCGCAGCAACACACCCGGACAUAACCGACACAAACUCUACAGAGUCAUCAAAGUGCUGCGUGGUCUCAGUGAAGGCAUAUUUCCACAGGAUGAAUAUCCAGAGGAGGUUUCCACAGAUGAAGAUGAUGAUAUGUUUGGGAGCAGGAAGAGGAUGAAGCGACCAGCUCACAAUGAGGGUGUUGAGGAGAAAGGGAUACCAACAGGGAAGAAGAGCAAAGCUGACGCAGGGGAAAAACAGGAAACAUUCGACAGACAAAGUAGCAAUAUGGAACCUGUAGAUGCACCUGCUAAUAACAAGAAGAAGAAGAAAAAGAAGAAAACACAGAAUCACAAUGCCGACUCAAAAUCUGCAGGAUGUUCAGAACAUUCAGUAAAACAAAGUCCAUGUUCCACUUCAGAGGCUCUAUUAGAAGCCCAGCUGCAGCUGCUCCCCCCCACCAAUGACUCUGAACCCAUGGUGACAGACAGAGAGCAGCACCUGACCUCUGCUACAUCAGACACGUCCUCUGAAGCACCAGCUGGGCUCUCUGGGAACAAGAAGAAGAAGAAGAAAAGGAAGAUCCUGAAAACUGAGGCUGAGAGGUCCGCUUCAGCAGGGGAAGGUCAUGAAGCCUCGGUCAAGGUUACUGCUGCAGCUCUUGGCAGGAGCAACAAGCAGCCUGCAUGGGGCCUGCAGAGGAAUGACAUUAUCAUAGCAACAGAGGCCAAACAAACAGGCUGUGAUGAAGCAUCAGGAGACAAUCUAAUGCCUAAACUCGCGACGACAGAUGCUGCCGCUUCAGCCAAGAAGAGUCAGAAGAUGGAAGAGACUAUCGCUGAGUCGCGACAAGCAGCAAACAGGAAGAACCGUCACAAAGGAAGGAAGGGGGCUGGCAGCCCUCAGAUCACAGCUGGAAACAUGCAACUCAUGCAGAAAAGAAGGAAGUGUUUGAAGCUGUCAGCUGUCGAUGGAGGUGCAGACCCAGAGCAGUCCGCAGGGGAAGCUGAGCUGAUCAGCUCUGCAGUUAAUACCAGGAAGAGGAAAAUCACUGUGGAGUUUGAGUUUGAGGCAGAUGAGUUGGAAGGAACUGCCGCAGUCAACAGCAUAUCGGCAGCGAAGAACAAGACCAAGAAAAGCAAAGUGAACAAUGUAGCCAGUGAGCCAUCGACUCCCCAGAGCCUCAAAAAGACAAACAAGAAGAAUAUUUCAGGGUCUGAUUUUAUCAUCUUUCCGAGGGAAGUUUCAGUUCCACCAGCGCUGUACUGUAAGAUUAACGGCAGCCCGGGUACACCUGCUGCCAGUAAGAAGAGGCAGCUGACCCCCACAUCAGAUUCAAAGAAAGUCACGUUUGGUCUGAAGAAUAAUAAAACUGCUGAGUUCAAGAAGACUGAUCGCAGCUUGCUCCUCAGUCCAGAAGGUUUGUCUCGGGUGCCCUUUGACCCACAGCAAAAACCAAAGUUUGGGGUCCUAAAGUCUCCCCCCACGACAGAGUCCACUGACUCCAGGAAGACGUCGAAGAGCGCUAAGAAGGCCCCUAACUUCUCCAAGAAGAUCAGUUCCAAAUCUCUGCCAAACACACCUAAAAGACGACCUUCAGCAGCAGACUUUUUUUAACUUCCUGUAGAACUGUAGACACACGUGGUCUUUGAUACAAUCUGUUUUGAAUUUUGGGCUCUAUUUUUAUUCUAUGUUUCUAUGUUCUAUGUUUAUUCUACCAAAUUGUUGCAUUUAAUCUGGUUUGAGUGACUGCUUUAAAUAAAGUUAUUCAUUCCUUC
Xiphophorus maculatus (southern platyfish) is the source of this 2785-nucleotide messenger RNA. RefSeq names its product ribosomal RNA processing protein 1 homolog A-like (gene rrp1). The transcript is spliced from 16 exons. The record is from RefSeq and is a predicted model, not a curated record. Lineage: Eukaryota; Metazoa; Chordata; Actinopteri; Cyprinodontiformes; Poeciliidae. Gene Ontology annotation, biological process: rRNA processing. Bases 72 to 2624 code for a protein of 850 amino acids. Gene Ontology annotation, cellular component: preribosome, small subunit precursor; nucleus; preribosome, large subunit precursor.